Messenger RNA from Cajanus cajan (pigeon pea), 1536 nucleotides. RefSeq names its product MLO-like protein 6. Lineage: Eukaryota; Viridiplantae; Streptophyta; Magnoliopsida; Fabales; Fabaceae. Gene Ontology annotation, biological process: defense response. Gene Ontology annotation, cellular component: membrane. The record is from RefSeq and is a predicted model, not a curated record.
UUUAAGAUAAAGAAAUUAAGUGACAUGUGGUAGCUACUUAAUUAAUUUGCGUGUAGAAUUGAUGCUUCUGGGUUUCAUGUCUCUGCUGCUAACGGUGAGUGAAAAACGGAUUGCAAAUAUUUGCAUAACAAAGAGUGUUGGUGAAACUCUUCUUCCCUGCGCAACCAUGACUUUUGACGUGACCAAGGAAGAAACAAAAUGUGCCGAGCAGGGCAAAGUAUCAUUGGUGUCGAGGAAAGGUGUCCGAGAGUUGCAGUACUUCAUCUUUUAUCUGGCUUUGUGUCAUGUUAUUUCUUGCAUUCUCACCUUUAGUCUUGGAAUGGCGAAGAUGAGACGAUGGGAGUCUUGGGAAGCAGAAACUAGAACAUUGGAAUAUCAGUUUCAAUAUGAUCCACGGAGGUUUCAGCUCACACGUGAGACAUCAUUUGGGAAGCGGCAUCUUAACUAUUGGAGUAACAACCCUAUACUGUUUUGGCCUGUCUGUCUUGUUAGACAAUUUUAUAGAUCUGUCCCCAAGGUUGAUUACUUCACUCUUCGACGUGGAUUCAUCACGGCCCAUUUUGCAGAAGGAAGUAACUUUGACUUCCAAAAUUUUAUUAAACGGGCUUUGGAGAAAGAUUUUGGAGUGGUAAUGGGAAUAAGCUGGUGGAUUUGGAUCUUCUCUGUACUGUACAUAUUCUUGAAUGCAAAUGUAUUCUACAGCCAUUUCUGGUUACCGUUUAGUCCGCUAAUGGUGCUUUUGUUGGUGGGAACAAAGCUACAAGGCAUUGUAACACAUAUGUGUUUGGAUAGUGAUGACAAAUCCCAAAUAAUCAAAGGAAGUUUGCUUGUGAGGCCCAGUGACCACUUUUUCUGGUUUGGAUGGCCCAAUCUGCUGCUUCAUCUCAUUAGCUUCGUAUUGUUUCAGAAUUCCUUCCAAGUAGCAUUUUUCACAUGGACUUCGAUCCGAUUCGGGAUCAGAUCAUGUUUUCAUCGAGGAAUUGAGAAUAUCAUCAUAAGGGUAGCAAUGUGUGUUUCGGUACAAAUCCUCUGUGGCUAUGUAACACUACCUCUCUAUGCUUUGGUAACUCAGAUGGGUACCUCAAUGAGCAAGGAUGUGUUUGCGGAGAAUGUGAUUAGAGGCAUCCACAUUUGGCGUGAGAAGGCGAAAAAGAAUGUGGCUCAUAGGAAUCCACAUUCACAAGACUCAUCUUUAGACACUUCCCUUUCGCUUGAAAUUUCACUAGAGUCACCUUCUUUCAGGUUUGAUGUAUCCACCUCCAUUUUAAUGGAUCGUUCAUCAGAUGAUAAUAAGCACGUGGCUGUUACGGAAGAAAAUAUAUCGAGUGAACAACUAGGUUCAUUUCAAGGAUUUCAUCUGCAAAACACAGGAAAACCAAGGCAAUUUUGAAAAACAUUUAUAUGCUUUGUAGCUAGCUACUCACCAUUCUUGGAGAUAUGUAUCAAUGAUGAGUUAAGAGUUAAACUCAUUCUUAUAAAAUUUUCUUAUAGGCUCUAUUUGGUUCAAGGGAAGGGAAAGGAGUAAAAAGUUAAAAU